This is a messenger RNA of Saprolegnia parasitica CBS 223.65, 412 nucleotides long. RefSeq lists its product as hypothetical. The record is from RefSeq and is a predicted model, not a curated record. The transcript is spliced from 3 exons. NCBI's taxonomy places the organism in Eukaryota, Oomycota, Saprolegniomycetes, Saprolegniales, Saprolegniaceae. The coding region runs from base 1 to 348 and encodes 115 amino acids.
AUGCCGGACGUUAUACGUGACGACGACGCGUGGCGACUGGACGUGCGCGUCGCUGUGAAGGCGCAAAUCCAGGCUCGCGUCGCUUCCAAGCUUCAUGACCGCAGCCUCCUUAGUCCUCUCGACGAAGCCUUUGCAAAGGAGCCGCUGCACUGCCAUAUCUUGCACACGGCGUGUGAUAUCCUCACCAGUUGCUUGCAUGCCUCGUCCAUGGACACGAUGCCCGUCCGCAUGCAGCUCGAGAUUGCCCAUCGUCUUCUCUCCAAGGAAUUGGAACGCGUGCCGUCGCAAGACGAAGCCCGCGUCGCCAAGGCGCGCCUGCGACCGCGGCGUCUCCGAUCGACGGCUUGAGUCGGCUGACUGUCGUGUGUGAAUAAAAACGUCAUAAAUUACUCGAGAAGAUCAUGGUGACCAG